CGGGGGCUUCCCGGGGCCCCGUCCCCUGGGUUGGGGACGCGCCGAAUGUGACCGCCUCCCGUUCCUUCACCCGCCGCAGGGAGGAGGAGCGGACGCGAAGCCGCCGCCGGACGACUAGACGGACGCAGGGGCGGCCGGGCUCCCUCAGGAUGCAAGCCUGGGUACUCUGAUACUGGAUGCCGGUGUCCCAUGCAGCAUCACCAGGUUUGAGCAUUAUUUCAGCUGCAUCAAUGGAGCACAUACAGGGGGCUUGGAAGACGAUCAGCAAUGGUUUUGGAUUCAAAGAUGCAGUGUUUGAUGGCUCCAGCUGCAUCUCCCCCACGAUAGUUCAGCAGUUUGGCUAUCAGCGUCGGGCGUCAGAUGAUGGCAAACUCACAGAUUCUUCUAAGACAAGCAACACUAUCCGUGUGUUCUUGCCAAAUAAGCAACGAACAGUGGUCAAUGUGCGAAAUGGGAUGAGCUUGCAUGACUGCCUAAUGAAAGCGCUCAAGGUGAGGGGCCUGCAGCCGGAGUGCUGUGCUGUGUUCAGACUCCUCCAUGAACAUAAAGGUAAAAAAGCACGUUUAGAUUGGAAUACGGAUGCCGCCUCCUUGAUUGGAGAAGAACUUCAAGUAGAUUUCCUGGAUCACGUUCCCCUCACCACACACAACUUUGCCCGAAAGACGUUCCUGAAGCUUGCCUUCUGUGACAUUUGUCAAAAGUUCCUCCUCAAUGGAUUUCGAUGUCAGACUUGUGGCUACAAAUUUCAUGAGCACUGUAGCACCAAAGUACCUACUAUGUGUGUCGACUGGAGUAAUAUCAGACAGCUCUUAUUGUUUCCAAACUCCACCAUUGGUGAUAGUGGGGCCCCAGCACUACCUUCUUUGACGAUGCGUCGGAUGCGAGAAUCUGUUUCCCGGAUGCCUGUUAGUUCCCAGCACAGAUACUCCACACCCCAUGCCUUCACAUUCAACACCUCCAGUCCCUCCUCAGAAGGCUCCCUGUCCCAGAGGCAGAGGUCGACGUCCACACCUAAUGUCCACAUGGUCAGCACCACCCUGCCUGUGGACAGCAGGAUGAUUGAGAAUAACAGCCUGAAUGCUUCUCCCAGGGCGUGGUCCAGACGGUUUGGUUUGAGGGGAAGAGAUGCAAUUCGAAGUCACAGUGAAUCAGGCUCACCUUCAGCCCUAUCCAGCAGCCCCAACAAUUUGAGCCCAACAGGCUGGUCACAGCCCAAAACCCCUGUGCCAGCACAGAGAGAACGGGCACCAGGAUCUGGAACACAGGAGAAAAACAAAAUUAGGCCCCGUGGACAGAGAGAUUCCAGCUAUUACUGGGAAAUAGAAGCCAGCGAAGUGAUGCUCUCCACUCGGAUUGGAUCUGGCUCCUUUGGAACUGUUUAUAAAGGCAAAUGGCAUGGAGACGUUGCAGUGAAGAUCCUUAAGGUCGUCGACCCAACCCCAGAGCAGCUGCAGGCCUUCAGGAACGAGGUGGCUGUCCUGCGCAAAACACGGCAUGUGAACAUCCUACUCUUCAUGGGGUACAUGACAAAGGACAACCUGGCAAUUGUGACCCAGUGGUGUGAGGGCAGCAGCCUCUAUAAACAUCUGCACGUCCAGGAGACCAAGUUCCAGAUGUUCCAGUUAAUUGACAUCGCCCGCCAGACAGCACAAGGCAUGGACUACUUGCAUGCAAAGAAUAUCAUUCACAGAGACAUGAAAUCCAACAAUAUAUUCCUCCAUGAAGGCCUAACGGUGAAAAUUGGAGAUUUCGGUUUGGCAACAGUAAAAUCACGGUGGAGUGGUUCCCAGCAGGUCGAACAACCUACCGGCUCCGUCCUGUGGAUGGCUCCAGAGGUGAUCCGAAUGCAGGAUAACAACCCCUUCAGCUUCCAGUCUGACGUCUACUCGUACGGCAUCGUGUUGUACGAGCUGAUGACAGGGGAGCUUCCCUACUCCCACAUCAACAACCGGGAUCAGAUCAUCUUCAUGGUGGGCCGGGGCUAUGCCUCCCCGGAUCUCAGCAAGCUCUACAAGAACUGCCCGAAAGCCAUGAAGAGGCUGGUGGCUGACUGCGUGAAGAAAGUUAAGGAGGAGAGGCCUCUUUUCCCCCAGAUCCUGUCCUCCAUCGAGCUGCUCCAGCACUCUCUGCCGAAGAUCAACCGGAGCGCCUCUGAGCCAUCCCUCCACCGGGCAGCCCACACUGAGGACAUCAAUGCUUGCACGCUGACCACGUCCCCGAGACUGCCCGUCUUCUAGUGACUGCACCUGCGCUCAGGCAGCCGGGCAGGUAGGGACGUCCGCAGGCACCACUUCUCUGCUCCCUUUCUUGGGCGCAGAGCGCAUGUUUUCAGAGAAGCUGCUGCUGCUAAGGACCUUCGAGACUACUCACUGGGCCUUCACUUCACGUUGCCUUCUUUUCUACCCUUUCUGGCCCUGGGAGAAGGAAGCCAUUCACCAUGCUGGCCUGUCCUGCUCGCCCCCUCGUUCUCGGGAGCGCGCAGAGCCCAGCCUUCUCCGGCUGCAUUAGUAGAUACAGAUGGCAAUACAGGAGGCGGCCGCGCUGUCAGCUCAGUGAGUCGUCUUGAGAGAGGAAGCUUACUCCAAGGGGAAGUCAAGGCAGCCGGCCAGCCCUCUGGUGGGAGGAUGCACGGGAGGUGCCAUCCGCUCCUGAGAGGAAUGCGGCUCGCAGCAGGGACUCCGUCAGAGCUGGUGCAGCCCAGUUUGCACAUACUGCACCAGACAGCCCAGGACUGCCCGGAGGAGCUGCUUCGGUACUACGGGAGGUGACUGGGGACAGCCCCUGCGGGCCCAGCGCGCUGGGACGGCUUUCCGAGCAAGGCCCUCCCCAUCUCCACCCUCUCAGGGAGCAGUCUUCCGUCAUGCUGAAUUUCGUCUUCCAGGAGCUGCCCCUAUGGGGCGGGCUGCACAGCCAGCCUUGUCUCGACUCAUAUCAUUGUGUAUGCAAGGAAGCCAGUAAUAAGAGGUUUUCUUGAUGAUUUGGGUUUUAAUUUUGUUUUUAUUGCGCCUGACAAAAUACAGUUAUCUGAUGGUUCCUCAAUUAUGUUAUUUUAAUAAAAUAAAUUAAAUUUAGCUUUAA
This is a messenger RNA of Oryctolagus cuniculus (rabbit), 3078 nucleotides long. The record is from RefSeq and is a predicted model, not a curated record. Lineage: Eukaryota; Metazoa; Chordata; Mammalia; Lagomorpha; Leporidae.